This is a messenger RNA of Musa acuminata AAA Group (dessert banana), 2403 nucleotides long. Its product is annotated as mannosyl-oligosaccharide 1,2-alpha-mannosidase MNS3. Bases 157 to 2061 code for a protein of 634 amino acids. The transcript is spliced from 6 exons. Gene Ontology annotation, cellular component: endoplasmic reticulum; membrane; trans-Golgi network. Gene Ontology annotation, molecular function: calcium ion binding; mannosyl-oligosaccharide 1,2-alpha-mannosidase activity. The record is from RefSeq and is a predicted model, not a curated record. Lineage: Eukaryota; Viridiplantae; Streptophyta; Magnoliopsida; Zingiberales; Musaceae. Gene Ontology annotation, biological process: carbohydrate metabolic process; mannose trimming involved in glycoprotein ERAD pathway.
AUAAGACCGUCCCCCACUCCGGACCCUCGUCCAGGGUCAGCCCCAUUUCUUCGCUCCUUCUUCUCCCUUCUCUUCCUCCCCUUUCUGCUGCGUGGAUCUCGCGAUCGGAGACGGAGAAGAAGAAGGUAGAUUGAACCCUAACUGACCUCUGCGGUCAUGUCAUCCAGAUCUUUGCCCUACUCCGUGCAAGAUGUUCACUAUGACAACGCCAAGUUCCGCCACCGAUCCCCAUUCAAGGUGAUUACUCAAGCAUUGGUUACCAGCCGCAUCAGAUAUUCUUGCGGUGGCUGUAGCAUAGGAAAAUUCUUAAUGUUAUUAAUGAUCGUGGGUUUGACAUACUUGGUAAUGCAUAGAAGUCCUGAUCAUUCUGCAUCAAAUGUACUUUCGAAUGGAGUUGAAAAUGGUGAACAUAAGUAUGUCAAGGAAGGUGUUAGUAGAAUACGUAGAAUUUGGAGAAAACCUCCAAGGCUUCCUCCACAGCUUCCACCUGAUGAAGAGGGAAAUUUUAGAUCUAGUCCUGAAGAACAGAGGCUCUAUUGGGUUUCUAGGCAACAAAAGGUCAAAGAGGCGUUUAUUCAUGCUUGGUCUGGCUACAGGGACUAUGCAAUGGGUUAUGAUGAACUUAUGCCAUUGAGUCGAAGAGGCACUGAUGGUUUGGGAGGUCUAGGUGCCACCAUCAUAGAUUCCUUGGAUACAGCAAUUAUCAUGGGUGCUGAUGAAAUUGUUAUUGAGGCAAUGUCUUGGAUAGAAAAUAAACUUAUGGAAAGAAUUGAAAAGAAAGGGCAGGUCAACUUAUUUGAGACAACCAUUCGUGUGUUAGGUGGUCUUCUCAGUGCUUAUCACUUGAGCGGGGGGGAUAAUGUAACUACAGGUGACAUUGGGAUACCUAUGACUCUUAAAGGAGUUAAAUCUAAUAUUCUCUUGGAAAUAGCAAAAAACUUAGGUGACAGGCUGUUAUCUGCCUUUACUUCAAGUCCAACGCCAAUUCCUUUCAGUGAUGUUGUUCUCCAUGAUCGUUCUGCCCAUCCUGCUCCUGAUGGGUUAAGCAGUACGUCUGAAGUAUCAACCUUGCAGCUUGAGUUCAAUUACCUCAGUAAAGUUUCUGGUGAUCCCAAGUACGGUUCAGAGGCGAUGAAGGUUUUGGAACAUUUUAGGACUCUUCCCAAGGUGGAAGGACUGGUUCCUAUCUAUAUCAGUCCUCAUUCUGGUCAGUUUAAUGGAGAGAAUAUUCGGCUAGGAUCUCGUGGUGACAGCUACUAUGAAUACUUGAUAAAAGUUUGGAUUCAGCAAAAGAAUAGUGGCAGCCAGCUAAAUUAUUUAUAUGAGAUGUAUGAAGAAGCAAUGAGAGGGGUGAGGCACCUUCUAGUUCGAAGAUCCAUUCCCAAAGGAUUAGUUUUUGUUGGGGAGCUUCCUUAUGGAUCUAACGGUGCUUUUAGCCCUAAAAUGGAUCACCUGGUUUGUUUCCUACCAGGAACCUUGGCUCUUGGUGCAACAAAAGGUAUUACAAGGAAGAAAGCAGUGGAAAGAAAUUUGUUGACCCCAGAGGAUUUGGAGAAUUUGAAGCUUGCUGAAGAUCUAGCAAAAACCUGCUUUGAAAUGUAUGCUGUCACUUCUACAGGUCUUGCUCCUGAAAUUGCUUAUUUCCAUGUUGAGGGUGAUUCUGAAGGGGGUCUCGAUGGUGGUAAUAAGAGCUCUGAGUAUAUAGAUGACAUAUUAAUUAAGCACAAUGAUCGUCACAACCUUUUGCGCCCUGAAACAGUGGAAUCUUUAUUUGUGUUGCAUCGUAUAACUGAAGAUCCAAAAUAUCGAGAAUGGGGUUGGCAGAUCUUUGAGGCCUUUGAAAAAUAUACAAAAGCAGACUCUGGUGGCUACACAUCCCUUGAUGACGUCACAGUAAUACCUCCUCGUAAAAGAGACAAGAUGGAGACAUUCUUCUUAGGUGAAACCUUGAAGUAUCUAUAUUUGCUGUUUGGAGACGAGCAUGUUGUGCCUUUAGAUAAAUUUGUAUUCAACACAGAAGCCCAUCCUCUUCCGAUUAGUUGGUCUAAAUAUUCGGCCUAGAACUCCGCCAGCAACCCUCCUGAGUACAUCUUGAUGAUGCGAGCUCGAGGGACCUGCUUUUAUUGGGUCUCAUGGAAACUCGACGAUUGCCCUGUGCAUUCCCAACAGGAACUAUUUUGGAGCCCGGGCUAUGCAACUUGAGACACUGUGGAGAUGUGUUCCGACGUGAGAUCUCUGUACGCGAAAUACCCGCUGAAAUAGGAUUCUAUAGUAGGUAUUGUGGCAAAUAACCAAUUUUGGUCUUUUCUCUUUAAACCUUGUCAAAUAGCGAGACCGUGUUGUUUCUGUUGAAAUUAGCAGACAGGUCAUUGUUCACAAUUCGUCGCCUUGUUAGGUGCGGUU